Penicillium oxalicum is the source of this 3237-nucleotide messenger RNA. RefSeq lists its product as uncharacterized. Gene Ontology annotation, molecular function: hydrolase activity, acting on ester bonds; protein binding. The coding region runs from base 1 to 3237 and encodes 1078 amino acids. NCBI's taxonomy places the organism in Eukaryota, Fungi, Ascomycota, Eurotiomycetes, Eurotiales, Aspergillaceae. The transcript has 11 exons. The record is from RefSeq and is a predicted model, not a curated record.
AUGCUGAAGCCACGAUGGUGUGGUCUACUGCUUCUCACUGCUUUAGUGGAUCGUGGCCUUACGAAUCCGAUCGCGGCGGGAUAUGCGCUCGGAAAUUUGAGCUCGUAUUCUAGUCAAUUGGUAGGGAGAGAUACUGGUGAUGAUUUUGAUCCAUCCGACCUUUCGUUCAUUACGAGAAUGGCUGCUAUUGGUGACUCCUAUUCUGCUGGAAUUGGGGCUGGUGCUCGCCUUCAGGGAGACGGCGAUUCGGCAUGUAGUCGAUAUGACAACGCAUAUCCAAACCUCAUUCAUACCGACCUUCGGCUAGGCGAUCCGGCGACCCGGAAUUUCCAGUUCAAGUCAUGUUCUGGAGCAGUUAUAUCCGAUGUGAUUAGCGACCAGAUUCCCCAAAUCAGUGGGAAUCAGCAAGUCAUUCUACUUUCAGCUGGUGGAAAUGACGCUCAACUCACAAGCAUUCUCAAUCAAUGUGUCUUCCAAUGGGCAGUCCUCAAUGCCAAUCAAGUGAAAACCGCAAAGGCAGCAAGCCAGUUGGAUCCAAAGUUUGCCUGGGCAUCUUCCGUCGACUGGGACUCCCUUGGUGUUGGCUGCGCCGGGCAGCUGGCUCAAACCCAAGCAAUCAUUGAGGGAAGCGAGUUUUCAAAGAGUCUUGACUCUGUCAUCUCUGCGGCUAAGUCAAAAUUAGCAUCCGAUGGCAUGAUUUACUAUACGGGCUAUGCCAAAUUUUUCGCAGAGGAUCUCUCGUCUGAUUGUGAUCAAGUCAGCUGGUCAACCUGGAUUUACAAACUUUACAACAUGUUUCAGCCCGAGGCAAAACUGACAACGCUGAACCGAAGAGCGAUGAACGCUCUUGUGGAUUCUGUCAACUCGAAGAUCUCGGAUGCGGUUAAACGAGCCGGAAAUCAGGUGCAGUUUGUGGACUACGACUCUUACGUGGGCUACUUCAACGGCCGCUUCUGCGAGGCAGGAGUUGAUGAAUCCACGAAGGAAAGCAACACAAGAACUGGUCUCAUGUUCUACGAGCUCAACACCUUGGAUCCCUUUGGAAGCAACCCUUGGAAGCGCAGUGAAGAAGAUAUUCCAGAGGGCACAUUUGGGGGCACAGUGAACCAAUAUGCCCUCAUCACACAGCUAGUGGACCCAGAUGCGAAACUUUCUGAGGAGUCUCUAGUCGAUAGCCAAAACUCUGCCGUUACUUUCUCGAGGCGUGCGUCAAUCCAAGCCUCGGUACAACCCAGAACCAUCCCGAAUCUUCUUCCAGACGGAUACGGACGUGUUUUCCAUCCUCAGCCAUUGCUUCAUCAGCUUAUCGCCUCGCUGGUCAUCUAUCAUAUGACCAAUCAGAAUGAAAUCAGUCAUGGAUAUCCGGAGAUUCCGCAGAGUUUGGGAUUCGACUCUUGUCCUUAUUACCCUUCAGAUGGCUCUAACUCCUCAGCAAGCGGACAGCAAGUCGCGGUAGCGUCUUACAUCAACCCGCUGGCCGACCCUUCGGCUUGGGAUCGCCUGGUUGGAUACUCUUCGAGCAAAAUGCCCAUCCUGGUUGCUAAUGUAAUGAACGGUCCGGAUUCUGUCGUGGAUGACCACUGGACCGAUGUCAUUCAACGAGCUGCGGGCUCGGGUAAGACUGUUCUUGGAUAUGUGCGGACCGGCUAUCUUGGCGUGAGCCAACAGAAAUUCGUUACACGGCUGGGUUCCGGCGAUUUGGCAGACUGGACUGCGCAGAUCGAAGAAGAUGUUGACAUGUGGUAUUCGCUGUACGGUGAUAAGAUCGGCGGUAUCUUCUUCGACGAAGGUUGGCCUGAAUGUGGUGCCAAUAACGAAUACGUCGACCUCUACAAGUACAUCAACGCCUACACCAAGCGAGCCCACCCUGGUGCUCUCACCGUUCUGAAUCCUGGAUCACCUAUGGCAUCUUGCUUCGAGGACACCAUGGAUACUUUGCUGACAUUCGAGUUGGAUUACACGUCGUACAAAAACUCCUACACCCCCAACGACUGGCCAGCAAAAGACCCCAGGAAGCUCUGGCACAUUGUCUACAAUGUCCCCGAAUCGGCGAUUUCCGAAGUCAUCAAAUUAUCGCAAGAACGCGGUGCCGGAUUCAUCCAGCUCACUGAUGAUCUUUUGCCAAACCCUUACGACAAUUUGCCUAGUGAUUCCUAUGUGCAGAGCAUGCUGAAUGCGGUGGACGGCGGUUCUCCCAUGAACGCCCCUGCAGCUGACUGGGGCUCAGGAGGGACAAUUGGAGCAACCGGUGGCCUGUCAGUUGCCAAAUCCGAUUACAGUUCAGCCAAGCUAUCUUGGAAUGCAGCCUCCAAUGCUCUGGGGUAUCAUGUCUAUGCUGGAGAUAGCCUUGUCGCGAGUGUUCCAGGCUCGAUGACCAGUGUCACAAUCGGAGGUCUCCAGCCGGGGUCGAGCACUGAAUUCCAUAUUCGCGCCGUCGGUGGAAACGGCGACAUGGGAUUCUCUACCAGCCGAGUGACGGCUCGUACUUCGUCUUUGCCAGACGGUAAGACGGUCGCCAACUACCACUCCGUGCCCAAAAUGGGCUCCACCAAAAUUCAAGCGGAUAUCCUGGUCCCGUUUGCAUUCAUCCGUCUCUACAUUUGGGACUCGGUGGGGUGUGAUUUUGAUACAGACCCAGGAUGGAGUGUCAACUUCAAAGUGGACGAGUAUGUUUGCACCAAGUACAUGGUUGAGGGCACCACGCUGUACAAGUACAGUGGCGUCCUUCCCAAAGGGUCGACUGCACCGCCCUGGUCUUGGUCAGUGGUGGGAGAUGUCUCUCUCGACAUUUCUGGCUAUACUUACACUUGGAAUUUGCCCAUCGGAACUCAGACUAUCGACACAAGCAAGUUUGUCGUUCAAGCUCAGGGCUACAAUCCACUCAUCAACGCCUAUCAGCCGUCUCCUGAUGAUUACGACUGCAAGGGCUCGUCGAUGUGCUCCACUCCUGACUUCCUGAAAUGGUGUGACCACGCCGUCAACUACCUGCAACGAGACGACUACAAGAGAUAUGCCACCGAUGGACUAAGCCUAACUGGAAAUUGCUGGGGUGACAACGUUCGAGGCUGUGCCGUCUUUAUCCAAGGUGCCAAUUGCAGCAUCAGUGGCAACGACCUGUGGAACGACUACCAGAACAUUCGAAACGUUGGUGGAUGCAAAAAAUGUGGAUCAUUCCACCGAGGCGAUGGCUGUCUGAUCACAAUCAAUUAUGUCUCUGACUGUGACAACCAUGGCUAA